GUUUUAUUAUUGGUUCGCAUUGUGUUAGAAGAUACUUUGACAUUUGACCUUGCACUUAUUCGAUGGUAUGAUUUUAAACAUCCAAAUGCCACUUUAAAAUUUUAUAAAUAUAGGUGCCCUUAUUUACAGUUCACAAAUAUUUACAAUAUG
Messenger RNA from Racocetra persica, 150 nucleotides. The record is from the annotation of a GenBank genome assembly. Lineage: Eukaryota; Fungi; Glomeromycota; Glomeromycetes; Diversisporales; Gigasporaceae.